UAUUUAAGUUAAAUGCUAUUAGAUUACAACAUUUAAAAAUGUCAUCUCAUUCGAUGUCGCUUACUAAUGACGCAAUACUUUGACAUUGGCGUGGAGCUUGCUAAAAGGCGCUGACAGGAUUCGCUGUUAUGGCUCUCUCCCAGUUUUCGAGAGCUCUUCCAGGGCUCUUCGUUAAGACAUCGUCAACAAUUUCUCAAAGAACUUUCAGUGUGUCUGCUGUGGCAGCUGCCAUUCAAAAGAUGACAAGAGUGCGUGUUGUGGACAAUAGCUCUCUCGGAAACACACCCUAUCACCGUCCACCAAGGGUGAUCCACGUCUACAACAAGACAGGCGUUGGAAAAGUUGGUGACAAAGUUUUACUCGCCAUUAAAGGGCAGAAGAAGAAAGCCAUCAUCGUCGGACACAAAAUGCCCGGACCUCGAAUGACUCCACGCUUUGAUUCAAACAAUGUUGUUCUGAUUGAGGAUAAUGGCAACCCCAUCGGAACCAGGAUUAAGGUCCCCAUACCGUCAAAUUUACGUAGAUUGCAAGGAGAUUACUCUAAAAUCCUGGCAAUUGCGAGUUCAUUUAUCUAACUGUGUCAUUGUUCUGUGUGGGAUAGGAACAUUUUACACUUGGCAUUUUUUUUUUCAAUAAAGGUGGACAAAAGCAUGCUGCAGUCACUUAGGUUUUACAUAUCCAAACAUACACAAAACUACAACGUUGACAAAAUGUGGAAGUAAAUAAAAGCAAUGCAGAUUUUAUAAA
Messenger RNA from Austrofundulus limnaeus, 747 nucleotides. RefSeq names its product mitochondrial ribosomal protein L14 (gene mrpl14). The record is from RefSeq and is a predicted model, not a curated record. Gene Ontology annotation, biological process: translation. NCBI's taxonomy places the organism in Eukaryota, Metazoa, Chordata, Actinopteri, Cyprinodontiformes, Rivulidae. Gene Ontology annotation, molecular function: structural constituent of ribosome. The transcript is spliced from 3 exons. Gene Ontology annotation, cellular component: ribosome; mitochondrion. Bases 129 to 575 code for a protein of 148 amino acids.